AUUCCGCUGCUUUUAAAGUAUUCAAGUGUCUGUUUCGACCCCAUUUAACAAUUUAUCUGUCUGCUAGCUGUAGUAAUGAUUCAUGCCCACGUUACAAACCGUCCAGUUGACAGUUUUCUAGCCAAUGCAAGUGUUGUAUGAACAUAUGAUGCAAGCUGGUCAUUUGUAGCUAAACGCGGAAGUUGUCAAGAGAAACUGGGGACGAGAUGAACUGUCAUGAACUUCAUGAAAGACGGUCUUCUAAACACUCCAACAUGCAUUUCGCCGACGUUCCUUCCCUGCUCCCAUUUGACAUGGUCAACAAUUGAUUGUACGCAUCCCCGCAGGCAUCUUGUAAAAUUGUAACCCGACAGGAAGAUUUGUGGCUGGACUUGUAUCAUUUACUGUGUCAGCAAUGACUGACCCUUGGCAGGAGUGCAUGGACCACUGUGUGGAGAUAGCCAAACAGGCUGGCAAGGUGAUCCGCGAGGCCCUCCAGGGCGACAUCGCCGUCAUGCACAAGAGCUCGCAAGUGGACCUCGUAACCGAGACGGACCAGAGAGUGGAACGCCUCAUCAUAUCUUCCAUCAAGGCAAAGUUUCCCACACACAGCUUCAUCGCCGAGGAGUCAGUGGCGGCGGGCGCCCCCAGCAUUCUCACCGAUGACCCCACUUGGAUCAUCGACCCGAUCGACGGCACCACCAACUUUGUGCACGGGUUCCCUUUUGUGUCUGUGUCAAUCGGCUUCACAGUCAAGAAAGAGAUCGAGUUCGGCGUGGUGUACAGUUGCAUCGAGGACAAAAUGUACACGGCACACAAGGGCAAAGGGGCCUUUUGCAAUGGCCUUCCCAUCAAGGUAUCUGGACAGGAAGAUCUCAGCUGCUGCCUGGUGCUGACCGAGGUGGCCUUCAAAAAGGAUCAGCAGCAUUUGGACAGCAUGAUGGCCAACCUCAGGAGCGUCCUCACUAUCCCUGUUCACGGCAUCCGCUCACCGGGCAGCGCCGCCAUCAACAUGUGUCUUGUGGCCAGUGGCGCGGCUGACGCUUACUACCACCUGGGCAUCCACUGCUGGGACAUGGCCGGGGGCACCGCCGUGCUCACCGAGGCCGGCGGCGUCAUCGUGGACAUUUCAGGUGGGCCCUUUGAUCUGAUGUCCCGCCGGCUGAUCGCGGCCAGCAGCGCAGCGGUGGCCGAGCGCCUUGCCAGCCACAUCGUAGAUUUCCACGUUGGUAGGGACGACGCACAUGGCUCAGAAAAAAACUAAAGAAAAAAAAAAAUAAGAGAGCGAGCUUAGUGGCACCUAAACAAGCUGAGAGUUUGUCUUGAGAGGUGAAACGCGGCGUUUACACCUGACGAGUAGUAAUAUUUGCAUCGGAAUUUUGAAUCAGAACUUUAAAUUUAAAUGCAAAUUUAAGUCAAGAAUAUGUUGAACAGAUUUUCGGAUUUGCAACAUGUGUUGCAAUGUUUUAUCUUUGGUUUAAAAUUCUCACUUCUGCACUCGGACAAACUUUUUUUUUUCUUCUACCUCUGCCCUGUGUGUAUGUGAGGCCACUUUGGGUGCUGAGCUUUCACUGCUGAUUGGUUGUUAGCCCUGCCCUGCGCUGUGUGUAACCACUCCAAUGAGAUGGUGCUGCAGAGAGAAUCAUGACAGCAGGCACGUGGCUGCAUUGAAAUAAAAAUAUAU
Messenger RNA from Hippocampus comes (tiger tail seahorse), 1663 nucleotides. RefSeq names its product inositol monophosphatase 1-like. Gene Ontology annotation, molecular function: inositol monophosphate 1-phosphatase activity. The record is from RefSeq and is a predicted model, not a curated record. The coding region runs from base 395 to 1243 and encodes 282 amino acids. The transcript is spliced from 10 exons. Gene Ontology annotation, biological process: phosphatidylinositol phosphate biosynthetic process; inositol metabolic process; signal transduction. NCBI's taxonomy places the organism in Eukaryota, Metazoa, Chordata, Actinopteri, Syngnathiformes, Syngnathidae.